AUGUCUUCAAAUGCAGCUGUAAAGAUUGCACACAUUGAUCUCAACUCGUACACAAUAUUUGAAUCGGCAUUUGUCGCUGUGACUCUUUUUCAAAUUUUGUACGUGAUCAAACACAUUCUCAUCAUCAAACGAUACUAUUCAGCCGCCAAAUAUGAGGCUAAGAACAUGAAUAUUGUGAUGGCAAUGGUUUACAUUAUUGUUGCAGGAGAGGGUGGAGGCAUACUUUCAAGAGUUCUGAUCGGAAAACCUUCUCCUUUCAUUUCAAAUGAUUUUAGAAUAUGGUGUGGAUUGGGAACUUGGAUGGUUUUGUCAUAUCUCUUGUUCCGAUCUACAAAGGCCAAAGAAAAAUUCGCUGGAUGGCUCAAUCAUCCACUAUGGAAAUACAUUCUUAUCAUUCCGAAUGAGGCCAGAAGAGCUAUUGCCAUGUGUGUCAGUACUUUGGCCUUUUUGAAAAUUUCUCGAGCUGAAAAUCAUGCAUCUGUUAUUCUAUUCCCUACCGUGUUGGGUUUUAUUGCAGCAUGUGGUGGAGGAUUAAUGAUGAAUGGAGUUGAAGCAGCCUACGUUACCAAAAACACCGCUUAUGGUUGGAGAUCGUUUCUGGAGUCUCCUUCUUGGAAAUUGAAGUUACCGUUUGUCUGUGCUUUGUACUACUCAUUGAGCUAUUAUUAUUUGGAAAAUCUCAGCAAUGUUUCAGACUUGGAGAAUAACAUAAUUUACUUACUGGCAUACAAUGCUAUUUAUGUGAUCAUUAUUGCCUUUGUUUUGCUUCCAAUUUUGACAGAUUUGUCUGCAUGGAUAUUUGCUCCAAAGAGCCCGUCCAAACCAGUGGCUACUCCUGCUACAGCAAAGAAACCAAAGAAGGACUAA
Messenger RNA from Naegleria lovaniensis, 867 nucleotides. RefSeq lists its product as uncharacterized. The record is from RefSeq and is a predicted model, not a curated record. Lineage: Eukaryota; Heterolobosea; Eutetramitea; Acrasida; Naegleriidae. Bases 1 to 867 code for a protein of 288 amino acids. The transcript has a single exon.